AUGGAUCUAGUUGUAUCUCAGGUUUCUGGUGAGAAGAUAGGGGAUAAGGGAGAGGAAACAGAUGGUUAUAUGGAGGUUCAGAACAUUCUUGCAAUAACAGAUGGAGCCUACUCUGUGAGUCAAAAGGAUGUUGAUGAAGCUGAGCAGGGAAGUCUUGUGAGGAAGACUUGGAGAAGAUCUUCUGCUAGAGUAGGCAGGCUGCUCAGAACUCAUGAAGCUGCAACUUAUACUCAUACUGCUAUUGGGGGGAAAAGAGAUAGAGAUGAGGGUAUAUAUGAGUAUAAAAAGGAGAGAGCAGAACAAUGGAACUUCCUGAUAUCAGCCAAGAGGAAGUGGGGUGAUGUUUGGGCCAUUGCUGGGGAUUGGAACGACUUAUGCAGUAAUGAAGAAAAGAGAGGAGGUCGGUUAAGAAUUGAGAGAUCUUUCUGUGGUUUUAAAGAGUUUAUUCACCAGAUGGGGAUGCAAUAA
This is a messenger RNA of Striga asiatica, 468 nucleotides long. The record is from the annotation of a GenBank genome assembly. NCBI's taxonomy places the organism in Eukaryota, Viridiplantae, Streptophyta, Magnoliopsida, Lamiales, Orobanchaceae.